This is a messenger RNA of Peniophora sp. CBMAI 1063, 1152 nucleotides long. Lineage: Eukaryota; Fungi; Basidiomycota; Agaricomycetes; Russulales; Peniophoraceae. The record is from the annotation of a GenBank genome assembly.
AUGCCACACUAUGGCCUGCUCGCUGCGUUUAUCGCCCUGCUGAGCGUCGCUCAGCCCGCGAUGGCGAAGAUAGCGCCAAAAGUCUUUAUCGCGGACAUGUACGAUGACGAGGCUUCAGCGUGGUACAACAUCCCGGAGUUCAACGUCCUCUCUCAAAAUAUCAGUAUCCCCGGUCUCUCUCACGUUUACCCCACUAUCCACUGCACACAAGACGGGAGCAUCUGUCAGGUCGUCUGCGAUGAGGGCGAGAUCAACGCAGCUGUUUCGACAACAUCACUAUGGCUUUCCGACCAGUUCGACCUGACGAAGACGUACUGGCUAAUCGCUGGAGACGCUGGCAUCAACCCGAAGCUGGGCACUCUGGGUAGCGUCGCAUUCGCUCGUUUUGCGGUGCAGGUUGCGUUGCAGUACGAGUUUGACCCACGGGAGGUGCCGCAGUUUGCGGCGGGUUAUGUGCCUCAAGGUGCCACAUCUCCAAACGAGUUCCCACAGUUCCUCUACGGCACAGAGGUGUUCGAGCUGAACGACGCACUACGACAAAAAGCCGUCUCCGCCGCCAAGAAGGCCACUCUGAACGAUACGCCCUCCGCGCAAGCAUACCGUAACAAAUAUGCGAGCGUCACGGAGUACCGUGCCGCAAACAUCGCAGGACCUCAGAUCGUCCAGUGCGAUACUGCAACUAGCGACAACUGGUUCAGCGGGAAAAUACUCUCCACGGCUUUCGAGAACACCACCAAGCUCUUCACCAGCGGCGAAGGCGAGUACUGUACGACGGAACAGGAGGACAAUGCCGUUAUGGGUUCCCUCCUUCGCGGCGCUCUGGCGAAGAAGGUCGACUUCACGCGUAUCAUCUCCAUGCGGACGGGCUCGGACUUCGACCGUGAGGCGCCGGGGAUGAGCGCUGCGGAUAACUUGUUCAACGGGCAGGACGCGGGGUACGAUUCCGCAGUGAAGAAUAUCUACCUCGCCGGCGUGCGGGUUGUGGAGGAUAUCGUUGGGAACUGGGACUCUACGUAUAAGGCGGGAGUGAAACCCUCGAACUAUGUGGGUGACAUCAAGGGCACGUUGGGUGGAACCCCGCCAUUCGUGCCCGCGUCUGCUCUGUCUUCGAGGAAGAGAGAUGUCCGCAAGCGCAGGGCAGGUGGUAGGUAA